CCGAUCUCGAUCUCUUUCUCGAGAAAAAACGCGAUCUCGAUCUCGUCCGCCUGUCGGAGUCAACACCAACGGCGGCGCUGCUUCUCGAGGACCCCGCGGCCGAGCCCCAUCCACUCGCUCCCUGUGCCUUUGCCUCGACGUGCGCCUCCACAAGCCGUCGCUCCCGCCACCGCCUUCCCUACCAUGUGCUCCCCGGGCGACGCCCUCGAAUCCUCUGCGGGCGCCCACCCUCGUGCCGGCCCCAAACCCUGCCAGUAUCCUAACUAGAUGUCCUCUCUAGAACGGGCGGUUAGCGAGGAUGCUGGUGAUGCACGGGGCCUGCUCGAGAAUUUCCAGGUUGAGCUAGUUGCGGUUGUCCCACCGGCAGACCAUCUUGUCAUUGUAGUGCUGCUCUUUGUGAUAGGGCAUGAGCAGGACGUCGGCACGAACCUCGUCCAGACAGCGGCGGAUGGUCUUCAGGAAUCCUGUGGCUGCAGCAUAGUGCGCCCUUACCCAUGAUGGUGAUUACCACUGUGACGAUCUUCCUCUAUAUUCGGGACGAUGGUAGGAGGUGGAUUCACAUACCCCCUGGGCGCCUCUCCACCGCUGCACCCCAUUUCCCUUCCUAAGGAGCAAGCUGCACAAGAAAUUAAUUGGAACCAAGAUACUCAUCUUUAAUUUAAUAGUAAGGGGUUGAGACUUGGACAAACAAGAACAAGAACAAUUUAUUAUCAAGAUAUCUGCUAUGCAAAUCUACAACGAGAUCGUCAAGGAUCUUCUACGGCCUGACUCUGGCCCCCUUCGCUUGUUAGAUGAUCCCGAGGUUUGCAACAGAAAGGAACCAUCGUGGACAAGUUGGAUGAAGGAAUCGCCAAGGACAGCCAGUAUCUAAGGCAUCUAAUAGCCAUUUGUGAAGGCACUACUACAUAUGCAUGUAUGUAUAUAUAUCCUACCAUAUGAGAAAGAAGAAGGUGGUGCAGUGAUAGUUACCUAAUGACCUUCCAAGUAACUGCAGAACAAAGACAGCUUGGUGAAACUGCACUAAGUGACACAAGUACACAUUCCCACCAAAUCAUUAGGCUGUUUAUAUCUAUAUCCAGACUGUGGAGAGUAUGCUCCAUGAAGCGCCAGGCCGUGUUAUAUCUUUUAUUGCUAGCUUGAAUUUCGUUGACCUUGCUUGAAGCGAGCGUGCUGCACAAACACAUGCUGUUAGUGCAAGGUUGAAAGAAGGCGCCAUAUUAAUCGCAGCUUGUUGACUUUGACUACUUUCAUCCGAAAGCUAAGGUUUAGAUUUCUUCUCAAAAACAAAAUUUCCACUUGUACAUCACAAGAUUGGAUAGAGCUCUCAACAAAUUAAUGGGCACUGCCUCCUAAUGAAUUUCAUGAACUGCAUGAUGAACAUAUUCUUGAUAAGCUACUCUUUUAAGUGAAAAGCUAAGGUUUCGUACUUCCAAUUAUUAUACAAUCUAAAUUGUUGAAGUAUAGGAUGAAAAUAUUCUUGCUAAGCAGAUUUUGUUAUUGUUGCACAAGUAGCUACAUCUUUUCAAAUGCAUAAAAUUGCUAAAAUGUCGUUCACAUUAUGUGAGUCAUACAUAUUGGUUUCUUGAUUUUAGUAGCAAAAUCUGAUGAUAACAUGUUUUAAACUUGCAUUGUAGCUCAGAGAAGAUAAGUUUCAAAUCAUAGGAUCCUCUGAUGACAUUUCUGCCAUACAAGCAAUAAGCUUUGAAGUCCGUAAUGUCAACUAUUGAGUAGCAACUAGGAAGAAUUAAGUGGCAAUGAACCUCUCUGAUAAUGAAAAAUUAUUAUCUGUAACCUUUCCUAUGUUGAUUACUUAUUCACUCUUUGUGAUUUAAGGCUCUUGUAUUAGUGUUUGGGCCGGUACUGGCAGCCUAUGUUGCACGGAUACUUCAGAAAGUGCGCGUAUCCAGCCGGAUACUGCCCCGAUACUCGGAUACUGCCCCGAUACUGCCCGAUACGUAUCCCGUAAGUAUCCUGUGAUUUAUUGAUUUAAAAUAAAGAAAAUAGUGUUUGAUACGUCUGGGAUACCUCUGGGAUACGUUUUGGAUACGGCAACCCUUCGUUCGACGUGAAAAACCGAAAACUCCUCGAUCCCCUCCUGGUGCCGCACGUCAUCAAUUCCCAGCUCGUCCCCUCGACUCCUUGGAGCAGGCGAGCAGUCGCAGCCCGCAGGUCUCCAACUCUCCAUAAAUUCUCAGCUCCAGUCCUCUCCUCCCCCACAUGUUCUUCUCUCCUUUUUCACUUCUGAACUCCAAUCCAAUCGACGCUGAUCGGUCGUCGGCUCGUCGCCGGCAGAAGACAUCCGUGUCUCCCCUGCAGGAGACCGGCCAUGUCUAGUAGGUCUUCUUCAGUUAGAACUGAAGCAGGCAGUGGAGGUAGCAUGGAUGCAGUCCAUGUAUUGGCUGCUGCUCGUGUGAUUCCGGAAGAUGAUAAUGAGAAGAAGCCUUUGUGGAGGUACGUCCAGACGUUGGAAAAUACUAGGAAAGGGAAAGGAGGCAACAAGAGAUCCAUGUGUAGGCUUUGUGAGUAUGUUAUCAAUGGUAGCUACUCAAGAGUAAAGGCACACCUUUUGAAGAUUCCUAACAUGGGUGUGAGUUCAUGUCAAAAGGUCACUGUCGAUGUUCUUGUUCAGUUGAAAGGUGAGCAAAAGAGAGCCGAUGCACUGAUUGAGAGCAAUAAACCUAGAGAAAUCCCACUGCCAACUGAAGGAUUUGGAGCAAAUGCAAGAAAGAAAAGGGGGGGUAAUCCAAUUGAGGCAUGCUUUGACAUGGAAGCUCGCAACCACCUUGAUGCAUUGAUCGCAAGGAUGUUUUACACAGCAGGGAUCCCAUUCAAUGUUGCACGUAAUCCUUGGUUCAGGGCAGCUUUCAUCUUUGCUGCCGGCCAUGCCAAUUCGUUGGCUGGCUAUGCCCCUCCAAGUUAUGAUAAGCUCAGGACCACUCUUCUGGUGCAAGAGAGGACACAUGUUGAUAGAAUGUUGAUGCCCAUCAAAUCAACAUGGAGCAGCAAAGGUGUGACUAUUGUUUCAGAUGGAUGGUCUGAUCCUCAAAGGCGUCCAUUACUUAAUUUCAUGGCUAUAACAGAAGAUGGGCCCAUGUUUCUAAGGUCAAUUAACACCGAGGGAGAGGUGAAGUCAAAGGAGUACAUCAGGGACAGGCUUUGUGAAAUUAUUGAGGCUGUUGGACCAGCAAAUGUUGUGCAGGUGAUAACAGAUAAUGCAUCAAACUGCAGGGGCGCAGGUCUGUUGGUGCAAGAAAGGUAUAAUCACAUUUUCUGGACUGCAUGUGUUGUGCACACUUUAAAUCUUGCCUUGAAGAGCAUAGGUUCAGCUACUAGCCAGGAUGACCCUCUUUAUGAUCAUUGCAAUUGGAUUAGUGAGAUUGCAGCAGAUGGCUUUCGCAUAAAACAUUUCAUUAUGAGUCAUUCCAUGAGGUUGUCUAUGUUCAAUGCUAGUAGUAAACUGAAAUUGCUUGCUGUGGCUGAUACUAGAUUUGCUUCUCAAGUUGUGAUGUUGAAGAGACUGGUACAAAUAAGACAAGCUCUAACAAUGAUGGUGGUGGGGCCAAAGUGGAAUGACUACAGAAAUGACAAUGUAGAAGGAGCACGAUUUGUGAAAGAAAAAAUACUGGAUGAUGAUUGGUGGAAUAAGGUUGAGUACUUCAUUGAAUUUGCAGAGCCAAUAUAUUCUAUGAUUAGAGCAGCUGAUACAGAUAAACCCUGCCUUCAUCUGACCUAUGAGAUGUGGGAUAUGAUGAUUGAGAAGGUGAAGGAAGUAAUAUACAGGAAAGAAGGUCUAGAACCCCAUGAAGAAUCCCCAUUCUUCUCUGCGGUCAAUGAUGUCUUAAUUUUUCGCUGGACAAAGAGUAGCACUCCGCUGCAUUGCUUGGCUCACUCGCUCAAUCCCAAGUACUACACUACAGCCUGGAUUAGUGAAGUUCCAGGCCGUCAAGCUCCACACAUGGAUCAAGAGAUUUCAGAUGAAAGAAAUGCAUGCUUUAGAAGAUUCUUUCCUCAUGGGGGCCCAGAAAUGAAUGAACUGAAACAGCAGUUUGCCAACUUCAGUCUUAUGGGUCCUGGAUUUAAUGGUUUCGACUCCAUUGAAGAUAGAUCUUUGCUAGAGCCGAAGCAGUGGUGGGGGAUUCAUGGAAAUUCUGCCCCGGCUUUGAGGACCAUUGCUCUGAAAUUACUUGGGCAACCAACCUCCUCUUCUUGUUCUGAAAGGAAUUGGAGUACAUAUGGCAUGAUACACAAUACAUUGAGGAACAGGCUCAACCCUGCACGUGCUGAAGAUUUAGUUUUUGUGCAUCAAAACUUGCGCCUUAUUUCAAGGAAAUCACCAGAGUAUAUAUCUGGCCCAUCCAGAUUUUGGGACAUUGGAGGAGAUAGAUAUGAGCUGUUCGUUGGUGGUGCUGACUUCCUGCAGCAAGCUGAACUAUCACUAGAUGAGCCUGAACUGGAGGACUUGCUGAAUGAAAUUGAAGCGUUGGAUGUGGAUUAGUGAGGUGGAUGAGAGAGCCUUAUUGAUUUGUGAGCUGGUCGUGAUGUGAACUUCAUUUUAUUUUGUGAGAACCUGAACCUAAAUUAUGAUAUUUAUCUAUCUAUGCGACUAUGUGCGUGUGAAUUUGA
Messenger RNA from Triticum aestivum (bread wheat), 4623 nucleotides. RefSeq lists its product as uncharacterized. The record is from RefSeq and is a predicted model, not a curated record. Lineage: Eukaryota; Viridiplantae; Streptophyta; Magnoliopsida; Poales; Poaceae. Gene Ontology annotation, molecular function: DNA binding; protein dimerization activity. The transcript is spliced from 8 exons. Bases 2327 to 4495 code for a protein of 722 amino acids.